Molecule: messenger RNA, 681 nt
Organism: Camelina sativa (false flax)
Lineage: Eukaryota; Viridiplantae; Streptophyta; Magnoliopsida; Brassicales; Brassicaceae
Source: RefSeq, a predicted model, not a curated record
AGCGGAGGAGGAGGAGGGUGUGUGAGCAAGAACUGGUCGGCGGCUAAACAGAUUCAAGCAAUGACGGCGAACCUCGUAGCGCCACGUGGUGGAGAGGCGUCGCCGAUAUACAUAAUGAGUAGUGUGAUGGUAAUGGUGAUGUGGACGUUAGUUGCGGCGGUUCCUUGUCAGACAAGUAACGGCUUAUUAGUUCAUUUGCCGUUGCCGAAGCAUCAGGUUUGGGCUAACGCCGCCGUGAGCAUCUCCGAGAGGAUCGGUGAAGAGAUGAAGAAGAAGGAGACGCGUUGCGGUGGAUUGAUGGAGGAGAUGCAGAGGAUGGAGAGGAUAGGGUUGAAGCUGAUGGAGUUUAGUGAAGGGUUUAGGUUUAAUGGGGAGGAGGAUGUGACGGCGGAAGUGGCGGAGAUGGAGGAGAUAUGUCGGAAAAUGGAAGAUGGCCUUGAAGGGUUACAAACACGAGUUAGGGAAGUGUUUCAUAGGUUGGUUAAAAGCAGAAGUGAGAUUCUUGAAGUGAUUGAUCACUGAUUAGUAAUCUUUAACUUUGUUGUGAAAAAUCUAAUCUUUGAGUGACUUAAGAAAAAGAGAAAAAAAAAUUAUAGGUCUUGAUUGUUUUAUUUUAUUUAUGAAUGAUAAUCUUUGAUGUAUAUAAAUUACAGUUUGUAAUUUAAAGAUAUGUAUACACCA